Molecule: messenger RNA, 1045 nt
Organism: Lampris incognitus (smalleye Pacific opah)
Lineage: Eukaryota; Metazoa; Chordata; Actinopteri; Lampriformes; Lampridae
Gene: rpl5a
Product: ribosomal protein L5a
Exons: 8
Coding region: 83-979 (298 amino acids)
Biological process (GO): translation; ribosomal large subunit assembly
Cellular component (GO): cytosolic large ribosomal subunit; ribosome
Molecular function (GO): 5S rRNA binding; structural constituent of ribosome
Source: RefSeq, a predicted model, not a curated record
CAGCAAACUAUAUUGCAGCGUCAGGAUUCCGGUGAAGAGAACUUCUGAAUCGGCAGGGAAGAAAGGGAGAUUUACCGUCAAAAUGGGUUUUGUCAAAGUAGUGAAGAGUAAAGCCUACUUCAAGAGGUACCAGGUGAAAUUCAGGAGGAGGAGAGAGGGGAAAACUGACUACUUUGCACGCAAGCGCCUGGUCAUCCAAGACAAGAACAAGUAUAACACACCCAAGUACCGGAUGAUUGUCAGGUUCUCCAACAGGGAUAUAUGUUGCCAGAUUGCCUAUGCAAAGAUUGAGGGAGACCACAUAGUGUGUGCUGCUUAUUCCCACGAGUUGCCAAAGUAUGGUAUUGCUGUAGGCCUAACAAACUACGCGGCGGCCUACUGCACAGGCUUGCUACUGGCACGCAGGCUGCUGAAUAAGUUUGGUCUGGACCAGGUGUAUGAGGGCCAGGUGGAGGUGACUGGGGAUGAGUUCAAUGUAGAAAGUAUUGAUGGGCAGCCAGGGGCCUUCACCUGUUACCUUGAUGCAGGCCUGGCCAGAACCACCACAGGAAACAAGGUGUUUGGAGCACUGAAGGGGGCAGUUGACGGGGGUCUCGCAAUUCCUCAUAGUUUGAAGCGCUUCCCUGGUUAUGAUCCAGAGAGUAAGGAGUUCAACGCGGAGUUGCAUCGAAAGCACAUUAUGGGCAUGAAUGUCUCAGACUACAUGUCUUACCUGAUGGAGGACGAUGAGGAGGCCUACAAGAGACAAUUCUCCCGCUUCAUCAAGAAUGGUGUAACGCCAGACACGGUAGAGGAGAUGUACAAAAAGGCGCAUGCUGCCAUCAGAGCAAAUCCCAUACAUGAAAAGAAACCCAAAAAAGAAGUCAAAAAGAAGAGGUGGAACCGCGCCAAGUUAUCUCUGGCACAGAGAAAGGACCGCGUUGCCCAGAAAAAGGCCAGUUUUCUACGAGCGCAAGAACAAGAGGCAGGGGAUGGUUAGAGACACAGCCAUCCCCCUCCCUCAAAGAUGCACAACACCACGUCAUCCAAAUAAAUUUAUUACAAA